Molecule: messenger RNA, 465 nt
Organism: Caenorhabditis briggsae
Lineage: Eukaryota; Metazoa; Nematoda; Chromadorea; Rhabditida; Rhabditidae
Exons: 3
Source: RefSeq, a predicted model, not a curated record
AUCACUUCUACCUUUUCUCCUUCCACAACUACAAUUUCAAGCUCAACUUCAAACAUAAGCACGACUACAUCUUCAUUGGACUCAACAACGACCACAAUAAGAAAUUGCUGUGAAUGGCCAUUUCCAAAUCAAGGAGUCAACACAGUCGACCCGAUUAUAGAUUUGUGGAAUCAGUGCGAUGGACCAGUAACAUUUUCAUGCACUAUUAAUAAUGAGACUAUGUUUCUCCUUCCAACUCACGGAAUUGCUGUUAACAUUGAUAUUAAUGGUUUAUAUACUGAACUAGAUUUGGAUACACAAGUGGCUUUUCCAGAAAUGGCCACCACCAUAUACGGAAAUAUCACUUGCAAUACAACUUCCCAUUUAUGGCAGCUCAAUAGCAAUUUUCAGUAUAACACGUUUGCUUGUGCGUAUCAAUGGACGAACGGAACUUGGUUCUGGGGGACCUCUUCAACAUCCGUCUAA